Molecule: messenger RNA, 1941 nt
Organism: Tachyglossus aculeatus (Australian echidna)
Lineage: Eukaryota; Metazoa; Chordata; Mammalia; Monotremata; Tachyglossidae
Product: vomeronasal type-2 receptor 26-like
Exons: 7
Coding region: 1-1941 (646 amino acids)
Biological process (GO): G protein-coupled receptor signaling pathway
Cellular component (GO): membrane
Molecular function (GO): G protein-coupled receptor activity
Source: RefSeq, a predicted model, not a curated record
AUGGUCAAUGGUCUCUGCACCUUGAAGAGAAAUUAUUCCAGCGGGUACUACCAGGAUGGAGAUGCGGUGAUUGGAGGACUCCUCUCUCUGGAUAUGAUUGCGAAUAAUAUUGGAAUAUUUGAGGACAUCACAGAACCACCGUCUUUCCUUCCUGAUACCGCAGAAUACUUCACUAAACACUACCAGCAUCUCCUGGCCCUGGUGUUUGCCGUGGAGGAGAUCAACAAGGACCUCAGCCUGUUACCCAAUAUUUCCCUGGGCUUCCACAUCUUUAACGUCCACUUCCUGGGUACGAUCACAGCCGAGAGUACCAUGGCUCUACUCUCGGGGAAAGCCGAGACGGUCCCCAACUACAGCUGUGAACCGGAGCAGCGGGACAAACUGCUGGCCGUCAUAGGAGGGAUGACUUCAGUGGUGACCACGACAGGCUCCUGGCUCCUGGGACUCCAUAAGCACCCUCAGAUCUCCUACGGCCCAGAGGACCCCAAUCUCAGAGAUAAGACCCUCUUCCCGUCUCUCUAUCAGAUCUCUGAGAGUUCUUUGGCUCUGCCCUCGGGGAUGGUCCGUCUCAUGAAACAUUUUCACUGGGUCUGGAUCGGCCUCCUGGUCUCCGAUGACAUUCGAGGGGAGACGUUUGCCGCUGUCCUAAUGGAAGAGAUGGCCAAGAAUGGAAUCUGUGUGGCUUAUGUUCAAAGACGCUCAAUAAAUGUCGGAGUCAUCGUCGUCCAGUUUAACGAGGGUUCCGCCCUCACCUUCUACUGCGUCCUGGGCUAUGUGGGGCUCCUGACCAUGGCCAGCCUUCUGGUAGCCUUACUGGCCAGGAAGCUGCCAGACAGCUUCAGUGAGGCCAAUUCGGGCAGGGAUGAAUUUAGAGACCACUGCAGUUUCCCUCUUCUCCUACUCGCGCAGACCCCCCGCUCCGUGUGUAGCGAGAGCUGCCGGCCGGGAUUUAGGAAAACAGCUCGGGAAGGGAAAGCCUCCUGCUGCUACGACUGCGUGCCCUGUGCCAAGGGAGAGAUCAGCAACCAGACCGAUGUGGAGCAAUGCAUCAAGUGCCCCAAAGAUGAAUUUCCAAAUCCUCAAAGAGAUCAGUGUGUCCCGAAAACCGUGGUCUUCCUUUCCUACAAGGAGCCUCUGGGAAUGAUUCUGGUGUCCUUAGCCCUCUGUUUCUCUCUCCUCACCGCUCUGGUUUGGGGGGUCUUCAUCCGCCACCGGGACACCCCCGUAGUGAAAGCUAACCACCGUGGUCUCAGUUACACCCUCCUCGCGGCCCUCCUACUCUGCUUCCUGUCCUCCUUGACCUUCGUCGGCCUCCCCAGCCUGGCCACCUGCCUCCUGCGACAGAUAACCUUCGGAAUCACCUUCUCCUUGGCCGUUUCCUCCGUGUUGGCCAAGACGGUCACCGUGGUCCUGGCCUUCAGGGCCACUGGGCUGGGGAGCGGGAUCAGGAGAUGGCUGGGGCCCAGGGUGCCUUCCUCCAUCGUCUGCGUCUGCUCCCUGGUACAAGUGGGCAUCUGCACAGUCUGGCUGGGGACCUUCCCACCGUUCCCCGACGCAGACAUGGUAUCCGAGGCCGGUGCCAUUGUAGUCCAGUGCAAUGAGGGCUCUGCUGUCGCCUUCUACUGCGUCCUGGGCUACAUGGGGCUUCUGGCCCUGGUCAGCCUCACGGUGGCCUUCCUGGCCCGGAACCUGCCGGACAGCUUCAACGAGACCAAGUUCAUCACGUUCAGCAUGCUGGUAUUCUGCAGCGUCUGGGUCUCCUUCCUGCCCACCUACCUGAGCACCAGGGGCAAGGCCAUGGUGGCCGUGGAGGUCUUCUCCAUCCUAACCUCCAGUGCCGGGCUCCUCGGCUGCAUCUUCGGGCCCAAGGUCUACGUGAUCCUGCUGAGGCCGGACAGGAACACAAAACGGCGGAUCCUGGGGAGGCAGGGGAAUCCUUAA